ACGAAUCACAAAACACUUAAAUUACUUCCGUCUAAUUAUACAGUUAAGGGUCGUCACUUGAGGAUUCGAGCCAUCAGAGCCUGUAUCAGAAGCCCAUCUGGGCUGAACCGUCCACGCAGUCGCCACCUCCCCACGAUCCCCUUCACUCGGUCUUUCGCCUCCCUCCCCGUCCGAAACUCCCCGCCCUCUGCGACUCGCCUGCCGCAAUCCAAGUCCGGCAGCCGCCGCAGUCCCAUUGACAGCAAGCUCUCAUUCCGGCAGCCGUGGCACGUCCGCACCAUCGUGAUCCCCGGGACACCGGUGUUCGCUUUUACCUCACCCGCAUCUCUUCCAGCCACCGCCCGCCGCCGCCGGCAUCCAUCCGAGCAGCCCUGCCUUACUCUCUCGUUGCUGGCGUCAUCCAUCCGAGCAGCCCUGCUUUAAUCUCUCGUUGACGACACCUCCAUUCGCCUCCCCGCACCUCGUCUUCCGGACGCCACCAUCGCGGACAGCUGCGCCCGCGUCGCCUCCUCCCGCACUCCCGCACCCAGCCAGACGCUUCCCGGGGCCCAUCGCUCCACGCGUGCAUCCCGCCUUGUCGCGGCAAUCCCCCACGCGACGCCACGGCUGCCUGUUGUCUCUCGCAGGCCGACCCUCACAGUCACGCUCGCCUCGCACCCGCGGCUCCGACCGGCGAUCCCAAGGCGUGGUCAACUGAGUCGGACCUGUCCCUGACGCCGUCGUCCGAGCGGAAUAUGAUGGCCUGUGACCUGGCCAGCCUCUGAGUCGGGCUCGUUGUCGGCAUGACGUCCUGCUACCUCGCAGGCAGCAUCGUCGACCUCGGCAUGUCCGUGCUGCAGGGCAUCGCCACGUUCGCCUUCGCCAACCUCAUCGUCCUCGUCACCCUCGUCAUCACGGCAGCGCUGGCGGUCGCGCACGGCCUGCCAUUCCCUCUGCUCGCGCGCACCGCCUUCGAAGUGCGCGGCACCCACGUCCCGGCCGUCAUCCGCGCUUGACGGCUACGAACCGGCAACGCCCUCGCGGUGCUUGAUGAUAUGCUACGCCGCGGGUGCAUCCCCGACGUCGUCACUUACACCAUCCUGCUCGAGGCCACCUGCAAGAGGAGGGGGUACAAGCAGGCCUUGAAGCUCCUCGAUGUGCCACAGCUCAUCGCCAUGGAUGGGAUCUUUGCCGCUGCGGCCGAGGGAUGGAUGCGCAUCCGCCUCAAGUACCUUGCGCCGCCACCGCAGUUCUUCUCCGUGGUGCUCGUGCAGAUUCUCAUGUACAGCGAGAGGGAGGCUCGAAUUCGGGAAGGAGCAGAAAAGAUUGCAGGGAGCACCAUGCUUGAGGAGGCAGUCCAUGUUUGAUGUAACAGUUUAUACGGGUCAGCACCAUGCUCAUGGUUAUCUGGAAUAUGCCGUAGAGCUUGCUACUGCAAGAGCAACUGCUGCUACAAGAACUAUGUUAUACGAUGGUUUGGUAGAUCACAGCAGCUUGAGAUGCAUCUGCUAUUUCCAAUUAUAAGUCCAAUGUGCUGAUGUAUACCUAUAUAGCUGGAUGUGCAUGCAAUUGAAACUUUUGAUAAUGUAGGAUCAAGAGUGGCGAU
Molecule: messenger RNA, 1585 nt
Organism: Phragmites australis (common reed)
Lineage: Eukaryota; Viridiplantae; Streptophyta; Magnoliopsida; Poales; Poaceae
Product: probable xyloglucan glycosyltransferase 7
Exons: 2
Coding region: 1035-1346 (103 amino acids)
Molecular function (GO): protein binding
Source: RefSeq, a predicted model, not a curated record